Lactuca virosa is the source of this 1618-nucleotide messenger RNA. The record is from the annotation of a GenBank genome assembly. Lineage: Eukaryota; Viridiplantae; Streptophyta; Magnoliopsida; Asterales; Asteraceae.
UCGUCUAUUUAUUCUCUCUCUUCCCCCGUGCACUCUCUCUCCACCUUUCUCUUUUUCUCUCUCCCGUUCUUCUUCCCGUGCUCUGCCUUUUAUUAAUCUCAUUGUCUGCCUUCUUUCUGGGUUUUUCAGAUUACAAGAUUGCUGAUUUGAGUUUCGAUUCUUGCAAAGUUGCUUUGAAACAACGAAAAGAAAGCCCUCAUCACAACGAGCAUGCGGUGGUAUAGCUUAUCAGUAGAUGUUUAUCGCAAAAUCAUCUCUCUCAACCUCUAUUGUCGUGUGAUUCUGUAAAGCCUAUCGAAGCCCUGUUAAAUUACCUUAUUACCCCUCCCAAUUUCUCGCUUUUAGCAAUCAUUUUCAAACUUUCAUCCAUGGGAACCAAUCUAUUUGUUGUCAUCCCUUGCUACUGUCGCUGGAUUAGUUGAAUCAAAACCCAAAACCCGUUCUAAUUUCAAUUAAAAAUCGUAUUUUUUUUAGAAUCUUUCUUGGGUUAUUUUCUUGGAUUGCUUAUCAAGAUCUUUAAGGGAGUUAAACUGAAUAUAAGAGUAGGUAAAAAGUAGUUAUGGUGUGUCAAUCAGCUGGACAAACAAGAUUUCGGGCUUUGAAACACGAAAAUGGAACAGCUGGGAGCGCCACCAUAAUUGUUAAAGUUAUAGCAUGCUUUCAACCUCUAGAUGAUUGUCAGGCUGAAUACUUCCGCCAUUUGCUUAAGCCUAAGUUUUCAGAAAUCUUUACACAUAUUCAAGUCAUCAUUCAACAUCCCGUGAUUAAUGGAAAAGGUGUCCCAUUUGGUUCUGGGCCUCGAGCUACAAUCCCAUGUUUUGGGAACACCGUGCGUCAAGAACCAUGUGGUUGGUUUUACGGUUUGCCACGUCAUCGCCAGGGUGUCAAUGUCAUCCCUGUGGUUAACAACAAAGAACAACUUCAAGUUUCAACUACUAUCCCCGAUGUGGGUCACACCACAAAUGGUGGACAAAAGAAGUUUCUUGUGUUUGAUCAAUCCGGUGAUCAAACAACUUUGAUUUAUAGUUCGGGAGUGGGACCCGCUCCUAUUCGAUACCAAUUCCCGUUGUCAAAUAACCCGAAACCACAAUCCGGGUCAAACCCGGUUCGUAUUAAAGAAAAUGAUUCAAAAAGUGAGAUGAGGGAGGAUACUGAAGAGCUUAACGCUUUGUUGUACUCUGAUGAUGAUGAUGAUGAAAAUGAUUAUUCUGAGGAGACGAGUACAGGGCAUUCCCCUAGUUCAAUGAUGUUUCUUGAACAAAAAGGGCAAAAUGGGAAUGGAAAAGAAGAGGAAGUUGCGAGUUCUGGGGGAGAUGGGAAAAAGCGUAAACGGGAGGAUGGGGGUAGUAUUGUAAAUGCACUCGAGGACACUGCAAGCUCGGGGGAAUCUGGGGUUGGGAAUGAGGGAAUUGGAGUGUUUGAGGAACAAUUGGAUAAUUUGUUGUUGAGUAAUAAGAAAUUGAGGAAAGAUAAGAUGAAGGAGACUAUAAAUUUGCUUCAGAAUUUGAUUCCUGGUGAUAAAAAUGGAAAGAGUGCUGUAAUGGUUAUUGAUGAAGCUAUCGGUUAUUUGAGAAGUUUGAAGGAGAAAGCUAAAGCUUUGGGGCUUGAUUCUCUUUAA